AUGGAGGCUCAUCAGGGGAAUCGCACUCAUUUCAUUAUUAAAGGGAUAUCCGAUGUCCCCGAGCUGCAGCUUCCGCUCUUCCUCCUUGUUCUCCUCAUCUAUCUCAUCACGCUUGGUGGCAACCUGACCAUUCUACUCCUCGUCUGUCUCGAUCGACACCUGCGCACCCCCAUGUACUUCUUCCUGGGCAAUUUGUCCAUGCUGGACAUAUCCUCGACAACUGUGACUCUACACAAGAUCCUCGCGACGUUCGUCACAGGAGAUAAAAGCGUCUCUUUCUCGGAAUGCAUGGCUCACGUGUACUUCUUCAUGGCCCUGCAAUGCACCGAGCUGCUGGUAUUGGCCGCCAUGAGCUACGACCGAUAUGUGGCCAUCUGCCACCCUCUACAUUAUCACAUGGUCAUGAGUCACGGAGUCUGUUCCCUGCUAGCCACUGGCUGCUGGGUGUCGGGUUUUCUGGAGGUUAUACCCCACACUUCUGUAAUAUCAAACUUCUCGUGUUACGCAUCCCAUGAAAUCAACCACUUCUUCUGUGAUGUUCUGCCUCUCAUGAGGAUUUCCUGCAGCGACACCUCUCUGCUGAAGCUCUUGAUAGUCACAGAAGGGGUUUUUGUGUCCGGUCUCAUCCCGUUGUCUCUCACUCUUAUCCCUUAUGUUUUUAUAAUCCUAGCCGUACUUAAGAUCCCCACCAACAUCGGAAGGCGCAAGGCCUUCUACACGUGUUCUUCACAUAUUACCGUGGUCGUUCUCCUCUACACCACCCUUUACUGCUUAUACUUGACGCCGUCUUCGAAAAACCCCUUGGACUCCCAUAAGCUCUUCUCUCUGUUUAACACGGCUGUCGUCCCCAUGUUGAACCCUUUGAUCUAUAGCUUGAAGAACAAAGAUGUAAAGUCGUCUAUAAAGCGGAGGUUGCACUCUAUAAGUUGCAGGCUCUUUCCUUCUUUACACUUUACAUGCAAAUAA
Spea bombifrons (plains spadefoot toad) is the source of this 966-nucleotide messenger RNA. Its product is annotated as olfactory receptor 6C74-like. Gene Ontology annotation, biological process: G protein-coupled receptor signaling pathway. Lineage: Eukaryota; Metazoa; Chordata; Amphibia; Anura; Pelobatidae. Bases 1 to 966 code for a protein of 321 amino acids. The record is from RefSeq and is a predicted model, not a curated record. Gene Ontology annotation, cellular component: membrane. Gene Ontology annotation, molecular function: G protein-coupled receptor activity; olfactory receptor activity. The transcript has a single exon.